CGGCAUAGCGGCUGCUCCCGCCGGGCCCAGUGCUUCCUGCACCGCCCUCAGCCCCGCUCAGACCGGCCAUGGCGCGGCCCGAGGCUGGUUAUGAGGCGGCGGUGCCGCCCCGCCCCGCCUGCACCUACACCAGCUGCUACUGCGAAGAAAAUGUUUGGAAGCUUUGUGACUACAUCAGGAGUCAGGAUCGGUACCCUUUAGAAGAAUUUUAUGCUGUUUUCAUAUCCAAUGAUAAGAGGAUGAUUCCACUCUGGAAGCAGAAAUCUGGACAUGGAGAUGAGCCUGUUGUCUGGGACUAUCAUGUUAUUCUACUUCAUCUUUCCAGUGGGGAGCAGAACUUCAUUUAUGAUCUUGACACAGUGUUGCCGUUUCCCUGUCCUUUUGAUGUGUACAGUGUGGAGGCCUUCAGGUUGGAUGACAGCCUUCGUCCAGAGUUUCACAGGAAAAUCAGAAUGAUUCGAGCAGAUUUGUACUUGAAGACAUUUGCUUCAGACAGAUCUCACAUGAAGGAUGCAAAUGGGAAAUGGCAGAAACCUCCUCCUCCAUACCCUUGCAUUGAAACUGCAGGCUCCUCCAAGAAGACUCUGGCUCCAUUGCCCUACCUCUGAUCAGGUAGAUACAGGGAGUCUCCCUUUCAUCUUCUCUUUUUAAGACUGUAGAUACUCAGUUCUCUGAGCCUCUCUUUGAAUAAAUGUUGUCCUGGACCAAACAACUUGAUUUUCUUCUUCUGGUCCUACUCCAGUAUGUCCAUGUUUUGGGGGUUUUUUUUGUGCCAAGCUCCAAAUGGACAAAGUAGUGCAGCACUGUGCUGAUGUGCUCUGGUCUCUUGGUCAGUUGGCUGAAAGAAACUUGUUACCCCGCACCCACUGAAGGUGAAAAGUCAUUCACUAGGGAGCUUCAAGGUCUGAGUCAGAACAGGACUAGAUUGUCUCAGAUCUAGGACGUCCAGUUCAAAUUUUGGUUCAUUUAGUAUCGGUUCCUCCACCUUUACUCUUUGUCUUCCCUUUGUAUUCACUGAGAUACUUUGUAAUGAUGUGUGCUUCAAUGUGCACAGUGCUGUGAGUCUGUGAGGACUCUGGGUCCAACUGUGAUGUCUCAGCACAGUUUUAUCAGGCAUAAAGGCUGCCUUAUUUUUAACUUGAUGUAAAACUGGGUGGCAGACCUUUUGUUAUCAUAAAAGAGCCUGGGGUAUUAAUGUUUGUGUCCAUGCCAAAUUCCAUUGCAGAUAACUGUUUUCUCCCUGCCGUUUCACUUUGAUAGAACAUUCUGGUUUCCAUGUUGGUUUGUGUUUGCAGAAGAUUAAAUUACUUAUAUAUUUCAUAUUAGAGGUGACUGCAAUAUAAUGGCUGACACAAGUGACCCUAUAUUGUUUUAAUACCAAUUUAUUUGUGAGGCACAUUUCUAUCAGAGUAGGUUUGUUUUGUUUUUUGGAUUUUUUUUUCUUUUCAUUUAGAGUAGCCAAAUUCCUAAGCUUUUAAGAAGAUGCAAGGUUUUAUAUUCUUUGUUUUCUAUAUGUCUUCUUUGAUGUUUGACCCUGCCUGGGUGCCAGGUGCCCACCAAAGUUGCUCAGUCACUCUCACCCACAGCUGUACAGAGGAGAGAAAAUGCAAUGAGAACUCGUGAGUUGAGAUAAGGAUGGGGAGAGAUUACUCACCAAUUGCUGUCAUGGGCAAAACUGACUUGAUAUAGGGAAAUUAGUUGAAUUUAUUACCAAUCAAAAUCAGAGCAGGAUAAUGAGAAGCAAAACAAAUCCUAAAACCACUUUUCCUCCACCCCUUCCUCUUUACCUGUUUUGCCUUUAAUCCAAAUUCUCUACCUCCUCCUUCCCUCCUCAGUGGGGAAUGGGAAUCACAGUCAUCACAGGUUGUUUCUGCCACUGCUGCUCAGAGACAGGAGUCCUUUCUUUGCUCCAGUGUGGGGCUCCUCUCGUGCAGUUCUUCAUGAACUUCUCCAAUGUGAGUCCAUCCCAUGGACUGCAGAUCUUCAUUAAGUGCUCCAGUGUGGCUCCCUUUCCACAGGGUGCAGUUCUUCAGGAGCAGGCUGUUCCUGCAUGGAUCCCCCACGGGGUCAAAGUCCCACCACCAACCCUGCUCCAGCCUGGGCUCCUCUCUCCAUAGGUCUGCAGGUCCCUGCCAGCAGCCUGCUCCAGUAUGGGCUUCCCAUAGGGGUCACAGCCUCCUUUCAGGCAUCCACCUGCUCCAGCCUGAGGCUCCUCCAUGGGCUGCAGGGGCACAGCUGCCUCACCGUGGGCUGUAGGGGAAUACCUGCUCUGGUGCCUGGAGCACCUCCUGCCCCUUAUUCUUCACUGACCUUGGUGUCUGCAGAGUUGUUUCUCCCACAUAUUCUCACUCCUCUUUGGCCACGAUUACUUCUGUGCAAUAGCUUUUUAAAAAUUUCUUAAAGGAAGAGGUACUACAACAAUCACCGAUGGGUUCAGCGUUUGCUGGGUCCAUCCUGGAGCUGUCUGGCUUUGGCUCUGUUAGUCAUGGGGGAGACCACUAGAGGAGCCAGCCCUACAAUCCUCCCCUGCUACAAAACCUCUUGGAAUUGAAUUGAGCAAUCUUGAUCAUUAACAAAUUAAGCGUUUUUCUCCUACUAGUAACUCAAAGGGAAUAAAUCUUAAACUGUAUUUGACCUGCUCAUGGAGUUGCAAAAUAAAUAAUCAAAAAUAAGCUUACAUGGAGUCAUAAAUUCCAGUCUAUGCCUAAAAAAUUAAAGUUGGCAUAAGGUGAUUUUUAAAAGCAUUUUUCUAAAACACAAGCAACCCCAGUCCACCCAAUAAAACAAUAAUAAUAAAACCCAAACCCUCUCAGACUCCUCAGUAUCUCCUCAGAACUCACAUGCUAAACAUUUGCCUCUUGGAUCUGGCUCUGCUCUAGCUGUUUCCCAGAGUUAGGCCUCUGUGUCUUUUACUGGUGUUGCUCUGGCCUCUGUUCUUCUCUGCUGCCAUGGAUUGCAGGAGAGGCUGGCCAAGCUAACUGGCUGCACAGAGCUUUCUCACCCUGUCCUGUCCUCAAAGCUGCUCUGCUGGAAUAAACAUACCUGAGCUGCAGCACAUUCCCCUGGUCCCACCUGUUUGCCAGUGACCUCCUGUUGAAAGAAAACAGGGUAUUUUGUUCAAAUAAUAAAAAAUGAGAUUUGGUGAACAGAUUCAUUAUUCUAGAGCUGGUGAGCCUAACCUUGUUUUCUUUUAAAUCUUCUUUCCACAAAUUAAUGAGGUCUGAUUCUGUUUAGUUUAUGACUUAGGAUGAGAUCAGCCCUUGUUACUGCAAGCUUGUGGAAAAAUGCAGCUUGCACAGUGCAUUUCAAAAUUACUCCAAAUAGAUGGUUGUGUGGCUUAUGUGCAAGUGUUAGCAGCAGCUCUAACACUGAAAAGCACUGGUUUGAAUUUCAGUUCUCCCAAGGUGUUCAGUAACAUACUUGCUGGAUUGAUUUACUUUUUGUUCUUUUUUUUUAUUAAUAAAAUCCCUGGUAGUCAGUAAUGAUGGGGUUUUACUUGUUUUUGGUUUAGGUGGUUGUUUUUUUUUGGUUUUUUUUUUAGUUUGAAGAUAGUGAAGGUAAAAAGGAACUGAUAGGGAUACAUGUAGCUCCUAUGCACUUCGUGGGAACCUUCUGCUGCUCUCAUUUGAGAAUAAAACUCCAGUCUGUAAAGUUAGGUCCUUACUUCAUAAGCUUUUGUGAAAGUAAUGAAUCAAGUCAGAUAGGUACAAUAAAGACACAACUAAGGAGCAUUUAAAUUGCCAGAGUGGCUUGUUGAAGUUACACCACUUUCUGUAAAAUAUAAUUUAAAGUGGUGAGCUGUGUUUUACAUUGAGAUCAGCCAGGAUGGUUUGCACAGUCAGUUAUAUCUUAGGGGUGGAGACAGCAGCCCCCCAGCUGAGAGUGGGCAGAGUCCUUCUGACUUAUCUCCCUGCUCAGACAAGGGAGGAGGAUCUGAAGAGAACUGUAAACACCUACACAAGUCUGUGAAAAGUCCAACUUUCUUUUAGUUUCCCCCAAGGUUUUAGGCAUUAGCAGAACUGAUCUUGGAGGCUUUGUUCCAGACUUCCCUGCAUCCAGCAGCCCUUGGGCUGUUGUUACACUGAGUUAGUCUACAGUCUGUGAGCCAAGCUGAGGCUUGGCUUAAAUGCUGCUUUCUAACUACUGUUGGCAGAAGCCACAAGUAUCAUGGCUAACAAUGCCUGAGAUAGUGAGUGGCCUUUUAUUUCAUCCCUGCUUGGGGUAAAAGUGACAGACUUGAUUUAAACAAAAAUAAAGUAAUGCAGGAGUCCCAGAACGGGCCAGAUAGGUCUCAUUUGGGGGCGGCAGGGUGUGUAACAAAGUUUGGUCAAAGAGGAUGAUGAGCUCUAGGCAUUGCACAAAUGCAAGCUAGUAUAACAGUCACAGCACCUGAGGGGGACUGUAAGGGUAAUGUAAAUCUUAAAAUAAAAUAAUUCUGCUGCUAUUGGUCUUGUAAAAAUGGAGGAUAUGUGCUCUGUGCUUUUGUGGAGAGAUCAUCUCUGUCGUGGUUUGCCAGCUGUAGCACCCAGGUGUAUCUUUUUAAAAUUCUGAUGUUUGUCACUCUUAUCUGCUUCGGGAAGAGGACUUUGUGGUAUUCUCAUGCAUUUUUGCCGAGAUGUUUCCUAACGCUGUAAGGUCUAACACGACAUGCACGGCCGUCAGAUAGAGCCCACGAGGAAAGAGCGGCCCAGAGGGGCUGUUAUUACACGAAUAAAACGGGAGAGGUCUCACUAAGUUUUUCCCUACGGAUACCUCCCGUGCUGCUCCAGUGCCAUCUACCGACAGGUUCUUAGGCUGUCGCUCUUCACAGGAAUUGACUUGUUUGCUUUGGUAAAACAAUCUGCCACAAUCCUUCCGAAGUUGGAGAAGAUUUCAUUUCCUGCAGACAUUGUGGUAGCGACUUCCAAGUUUCGAACAGCAGCUGUGUUUGUAACUACUGGAACAAUCUCCUUUGGACUGCUUUCUCAUUCACAGAACAGUUUUAUGAAUUAUUUUAGUAUGCUCAAUGCACAUAAAGCAGAGAAUUAUUUAUUUAUUUAAUCUUAACUUAUAUGAAGAAUCGCAUUAAUUUUGAAAAAGCAUCUGGGAGGAAAAGAGCAGUUUGAAACUGGAAAACAGACUUGACAGUCCACCAGCAAGCAAGAGCUGUUACCCACUACUAAUUUGUUCUUGAGCUAUGACAGUGAAUUGCUGAGCUUGUGCUGUUUUAAAUUC
This is a messenger RNA of Haemorhous mexicanus (house finch), 5214 nucleotides long. It is a transcript of the gene NTAQ1, whose product is annotated as N-terminal glutamine amidase 1. NCBI's taxonomy places the organism in Eukaryota, Metazoa, Chordata, Aves, Passeriformes, Fringillidae. Bases 69 to 608 code for a protein of 179 amino acids. Gene Ontology annotation, molecular function: protein-N-terminal glutamine amidohydrolase activity; protein-N-terminal asparagine amidohydrolase activity. The transcript is spliced from 6 exons. Gene Ontology annotation, cellular component: cytosol; nucleus. The record is from RefSeq and is a predicted model, not a curated record.